CCCCGGACUAGGGUUGGUGGAAAUGAUGAUGCAGGUCAACAAAACAUCAAGACCCCUAAUGUUACAAAUGAGGCUCCUGAUGGGAAUGUCAGGGGAAGAUCAGGACCCAGAACUCGUGGGGAUAUGACUACCCGUACUACUAGGACUGCGAGAGGGAUUACUGGAGCUCAGUUGGGUGUUGAAGGACUCGCCAGUUUUAUCGAAAUGCAGAGUGGUUUCAUGGAAAGGCAAAUAGAGAUCCUUGAAAAGCAGUCAGAGGCAAUUGAGAAGCUGAGCGAAGCACUAAAUACAGAAAAGAAGACAAAACCUUUUGGUAGUGACUUUGAAAAGUUUAAGAAGAUGUCUCCACCAUCUUUUCAGGGAGGUUCUGAUCCAACGAUGGCACAAGAAUGGCUGAAGAAAAUGGAAAAGUACUUCAGAGCCUUGGGAUGUUCAGAGGAGCAAAAAGUUAUUUAUGCUACCUUUAUGCUCGAGGGAGAUGCAGAGAUUUGGUGGGAAACUAAGGAGUCCAGUUUAUCACUUGAAGUGGAGGAUAUUCCUUGGAGCAUAUUUGUUAAAUUAUUCAGGGAGAAAUAUUUUCCCUUGUAUGUUUGAUCUCGCAAGAAGAGGAAACUUAUGGAUUUGCAGCAAUGUGACAUGACAGUGGAAGAAUAUGAAACU
Asparagus officinalis (garden asparagus) is the source of this 660-nucleotide messenger RNA. RefSeq lists its product as uncharacterized. Bases 124 to 594 code for a protein of 156 amino acids. The transcript has 2 exons. Lineage: Eukaryota; Viridiplantae; Streptophyta; Magnoliopsida; Asparagales; Asparagaceae. The record is from RefSeq and is a predicted model, not a curated record.